UUGGUAUCGAAUCAUCAGGCACGUGUUUCCCUCGUCUCUGUGACCCGCAGGACUUCCAGUCACGCUGUCUCGGUCGCUAACUUCGUGGAAGCCUCGUUCGAGAAGCAGGACUACCAUACUUUCCAAGAUAUCAUCGACCACAAGUAUGUUGAUUGUGAUGAGUCCGUCGACAUGUUUGAACUCUGCGUCAAGUGGUCCGAUGGGACCCUUACGUUUGAGCCAGAGCAAUACCUUCAACAAGAUUCCAAGUACGCCGUUCUCAAGUACUGGCACGACAGAGGUGGCAGGCACCUCUUCAUGGUCCAUCGGGAUGUCUGGCUCGUCCACGAAGUGCUUCAGUUCGAGGCUUCGAAGAAAGGCGACGACCGAUAUCUCGUGGAGUGGGUCGGACACCCAUCAAAAUCAUGGGAACCGUCAAGCCAGAUCCCAGCUUGCAUGAUCAACAAGUACUGGACCGCUCAAGAGGAAGCCACCUCAGCGGCGGGAAAGGUUGAUAUGCGAUGCGCGACGUAG
Molecule: messenger RNA, 513 nt
Organism: Colletotrichum karsti
Lineage: Eukaryota; Fungi; Ascomycota; Sordariomycetes; Glomerellales; Glomerellaceae
Product: chromo domain-containing protein
Exons: 1
Source: RefSeq, a predicted model, not a curated record